CAUAGAUCUAGACUUUUUAUUCUACAUCAUAUCUUGCAAUAAGUUUGCUGCUAAAUACAUAUAUAUUACUCAUUAAUAUGCAAGUAAAUUAAAGGGUUUUUAAUGUUAAAAUAAUGGCCUCUUUUACACAUGAUUAUUAUUUAGGUACUUAAACAGUUUUAAUGAUUUUAGACUAUUUUACUUAUGGUCUAUCUGCUUUUCUCAAUCUUUGAAACGGCUAUCAAAUUUAAUAAUCAAUAUUUCGGUUUUUAAAAUGGUUCAUUCAUCCCAAAAACUCGUCAAACCAACGCCAAAAAGGUCGUAGCAGCGGCCGUGACUCGGGCCGUGUGAAAUUAAUCUGCUUCGGCCGAUUUUGCAAUAAUUGGCAAAAUUAGGACAUUGUCGGCGCGCAGCAGCCUCGUCUGUGGCGGGCUAUUUGCCUGAAAGCCGCCCUGGCUCACUGUCGAGUGUCGCUAUGACUCGGAUACCCCGCGUGUGGAUCUGGGGCCUGCUGGUGUUCUGCUUUACUGUUGUUGACCUACAAGAAGCAACAGAAGGAGAAUGCUGUUCAGACGCCCAGGAGACUCCAAACGAGCAAGAGCUCCAGGAUGUAGAGUUAGAAGCCGCUUGCCCCGAGCUCAGUGGACAGAUCAUCGGCGGAAGACCUAGCUCGGUGAACCGGCAUCCGUACCAGGUGUCUAUGGUGCUGAACGGGAACUCCUUCUGUGGUGGAUUUAUCAUCAGCCGGGACUAUGUGUUAACCGCUGCUCAUUGCGUGCAGAACGUCUCGCCUACUGGUGUCCGCCUUAGGGUUGGUAGCACCCGCCGUGACUCUGGUGGGAGGAUAGUCCGCGUCUCCAACGUGACUGUCCAUGCGCAGUACGGCCAGCCCCAGUUCGACAACGACAUCGCCGCCCUCAGGCUUGUCCAGCCUCUGACCUUCAACACCAACAUCAGGCCGAUAAGGCUCCCUCAGAGAGGACAGGCCGUGCCUCUCGUGAGGCUCACUGUUACCGGCUGGGGUCUUACUGCACCCCGAGGUCGUCGCAUCCCUCGCACUAUGAUGGAAGCGCAGGUGCCGGUGGUGCCGCAUUGGCUUUGCCGCCUCUCGUACGGAGACGCGCUCACCACCAACAUGUUCUGUGGGGGACACUUCCUCAUUGGCGGAGUGUCUUCUUGUCAGGGUGACUCUGGUGGUCCCGCGGUGUUCCGAGGCACCGCCUUCGGCAUUGUGUCUUUCGCAAGAGGCUGUGCCUUACCACUCUCACCCACCGUGUUCACCAACACAGCAGCUCUCAGGGACUGGAUAACUGACAACACCGGAGUUUGAGAUCAACCUGACACUGCAGAUGAAAAUGAAUCUUAACAUAUAAAUGCUAGGUGUAGUUUAGCAGUUAUCUGAUUCAAAAGAAGCCAUAGUAAUAAAUUAGGUUUGGGUAGAAUAACCUUUUCAUGAAAUUAUAUUAGUAUUUACUUAUAUACUCAGAAAACAACAGAAUAUACAAAAUAAAGCAUGACUAUAAAAUAAAAUUUGCGUAAAACUUUGGCAUUUAUAUGUAUUUAAGACAUAUUUAUUGUAUAUACAUUUAAAUAAUUGACUGAUUGUUUUUAUUCAGUAAUAAAUAUGUAUAGAUCCUUGGAAGAAAGUUUAUGAAGGCAAGAUUGUUAUUUUAAUAUUUUUUUGGAAAAAAAAAUGAUAACUUCAAAAUAUUAAUUGUUUAUAACU
Molecule: messenger RNA, 1705 nt
Organism: Manduca sexta (tobacco hornworm)
Lineage: Eukaryota; Metazoa; Arthropoda; Insecta; Lepidoptera; Sphingidae
Product: trypsin
Exons: 5
Coding region: 455-1309 (284 amino acids)
Biological process (GO): proteolysis
Molecular function (GO): serine-type endopeptidase activity
Source: RefSeq, a predicted model, not a curated record